Molecule: messenger RNA, 3392 nt
Organism: Microtus ochrogaster (prairie vole)
Lineage: Eukaryota; Metazoa; Chordata; Mammalia; Rodentia; Cricetidae
Gene: Psen2
Product: presenilin 2
Exons: 11
Coding region: 184-1530 (448 amino acids)
Biological process (GO): Notch signaling pathway; intracellular signal transduction; amyloid-beta formation
Cellular component (GO): gamma-secretase complex; membrane
Molecular function (GO): aspartic endopeptidase activity, intramembrane cleaving
Source: RefSeq, a predicted model, not a curated record
AAAAUGGACAGCCGUCCCCAGAAUAGUCUGCUGGGGACAGAGACUCCAGCGUCCAGAAUGGAUGUACCUGAUGUCUAUAUAGCCCCUCUGUGGACACCUGGGCCUCUCAGGCCUUCAGCCAAGACUUCUGGCAGUAAUUAAAGGUUCUGCAUAAGCUGCUCCAGGUGCUUCUGAGGCAGGACCAUGCUCACAUUCAUGGCUUCUGACAGUGAGGAAGAGGUCUGCGAUGAACGGACAUCCUUGAUGUCCGCCGAGAGCCCCACAUCACGCUCCUGCCAGGAGGGCAGGCCGGGCCCAGAGGAUGGAGAAAACACUGCCCAGUGGAGGAGCCAGGACAGCGAGGAGGACUGUGAGGAGGAUCCAGACCGCUAUGCCUGCAGUGGGGUUCCUGGGCGGCCGUCGGGCCUGGAGGAAGAGCUGACCCUCAAGUACGGGGCGAAGCAUGUAAUCAUGCUGUUUGUGCCUGUCACACUGUGCAUGAUCGUCGUGGUGGCCACCAUCAAGUCCGUGCGCUUCUACACAGAGAAGAAUGGGCAGCUGAUCUACACACCCUUCACCGAGGACACGCCCUCAGUGGGCCAGCGUCUCCUCAACUCUGUGCUGAACACCCUCAUCAUGAUCAGCGUCAUCGUGGUCAUGACCAUCUUCCUGGUGGUCCUCUACAAGUAUCGAUGCUACAAGUUCAUCCAUGGCUGGCUGAUCAUGUCCUCUCUGAUGCUCCUGUUUCUGUUCACCUACAUCUACCUCGGAGAAGUGCUCAAGACCUACAACGUGGCCAUGGACUACCCCACCCUCUUCCUGGCCGUCUGGAACUUCGGGGCAGUGGGCAUGGUGUGCAUCCACUGGAAGGGGCCGCUGGUGCUGCAGCAGGCCUACCUCAUCGUCAUCAGCGCGCUCAUGGCCCUGGUGUUCAUCAAGUACCUGCCGGAGUGGUCUGCCUGGGUCAUCUUGGGUGCCAUCUCCGUGUAUGAUCUCGUGGCUGUGCUGUGCCCCAAGGGGCCACUGAGGAUGCUGGUGGAAACUGCCCAGGAGAGAAAUGAGCCCAUAUUUCCUGCCCUGAUAUACUCAUCUGCCAUGGUGUGGACUGUGGGCAUGGCAAAGCCGGAUCCCUCCUCUCAGGGAGCAUUGCAACUCCCCUAUGACCCGGAGAUGGAAGAAGACUCCUAUGACAGUUUUGGGGAGCCCUCAUACCCUGAAGCCUUUGAAGCCCCCCUUCCUGGCUAUCCAGGGGAAGAGCUGGAAGAAGAAGAGGAAAGGGGUGUGAAGCUUGGCCUGGGAGACUUCAUCUUCUACAGUGUCCUGGUGGGCAAGGCGGCAGCCACCGGCAAUGGAGACUGGAACACCACACUGGCCUGCUUCAUCGCCAUCCUCAUUGGUUUGUGUCUGACUCUCCUGCUGCUUGCCGUGUUCAAGAAGGCCCUGCCCGCCCUCCCCAUCUCCAUCACCUUCGGGCUCAUCUUCUACUUCUCCACGGACAACCUGGUGCGCCCUUUCAUGGACACUCUGGCUUCUCACCAGCUCUACAUCUGACGGGAGACAGGCGUGGCCCUGCGGACUGUAAGAAGCGUCUCUGAAUGCAGGUGUAUAGUUUUCCACUCUAGUGCCAUAUAUUUUUUAAAAAAGCAACUUUCCUUUCCUUACAAAAAAAAAAAAAGAAUUAAAAAAAAAGUGUCGUGUUUACUUUGUGACGAGGAAACAGAAGCUGCUCUUUGGUGCUAGGUGUCUUGUCACCAGACUGUGGCUUUCCUGCUGGGACAUCCGUGGCCCCAGUGGGAUGCUUGGCACGAUUAUCUUCAGGGAUGAGGUCACAUAUGCAGAGCAGGUUGGGGAGGAUGCAGGCCCCAUGCAGGUCUGUUAUCCUCUGGAGUUGAACAGAAGGACCAUGUGCAAAUCAGUGGGGACCAGGAGACAUGGUCAGGAAGGACACUAAGUGCCAUCACCCUGACCAGAGGCGAAAGAGCCAGUUUGCGGUCAUGGAUGUCCCCGGUGCUUUGUUUGUGAUGUCUCUGUUACUUUAGUUCCUUUAGAAGCUGAGUCCUGUUCUUAUGACAGCAGUGACUGCUGGAGGUGGCUUAGUAUCAAUUCCAAUAAAUAGAUGCUCCUGUUGGAAUGUCGGUGUUUGGUCCCUCUGUUAACAUAGCCCCUUCCCUGCAUCCUGGGGCUCUCCGGAGGGGAGGUGAUGCGCACUGUGUACCAGGGAGGAAGGGAUUUAACCCAUUAUCGGGGAAUUGGGGAGAGAGGUUUAAUUGCCUUGACCCUCUGCACUCAGUUCUUUAGAAAGUUCCACAGUACAGCGUUGGGAGGCACUGGGACAGAAGCCUGCCGGGACCCCACAGAGCCCUGACCUUGGCAGGUUGUCUGUGGCCACAGAAAUGCGGCAAGGGAGCUGCUAAGAUGCUGAGUGGUUCCUUUGACAGCUGUCUGUUCUCAGGAGCCAGCGAGCCCUGAACCAGGGGGCCACCUGAGCUCAGAGAGUCGCUCCCAGUCCCUGCCCAUGGUGAAAGGCAGGCCAGCUUUGCCCUUCCUCAGCCUGGCACAGGUUGCAGAGUCUCGGAAGUCCCUCUGGGUGGGGCCAUGAGGCUACAAAAGAAACUACUGGCUAGGCUGUUGCCCUGCUGGGGCUGCGGAAAAAACCCAGGUGUUGCUAGCUCUGUCCUUUGCUCCAGAGGGAACCCCGUGAACUGCUGAUUAGUGGAAGAGGGAUGAGGUGUGUGUGUGUGUGUGUGUGUGUGUGUGUGUGUGUGUGUUGGUGUUUGAUGGGAGAUUUCUUCCCCCUGAGCUACUUGCUGAGACAGAGCAGAGAUCCAAGACUAGCAGAGGCUGCUUGCUGUCACGAUGGGAGGUGGUUGGAAGCUGGGGCGUGGCUGGGACUGAGACAGAGCAGAGCCUGAGAGACCAGGGAGCAGUCACGGCUGAUGCUGAGCUCAUCCCUGGAGGAAAAAGCUCCAGGGGCUGGAGGAAAAACCCAGAAAGUUCAUUACAUUUGUCAGUUAAGGAAAUGUUUAUCUUCCACAGAGCGGCUCUGGGGUGGAACAUCUAAGGAGAAAAUUAGCAGCUUAAAGAGAUAGCCUGGGGUGCUGGGGACAAGGCCACAAGCAGAGGUAAAAGUGGAAGUAGAGGUGUGUCCCCACCACCACAUAAACACGCUGACACCAAGGGAGUGAGACUCUCUCCGCCCCUAAAGGGCCCAGUGAGGAAAGUGAAGAAUAAUGGGAGAGAAAGAAAAGCUUCUGGAAUAGAUUCAACCUGAUGUCCUCCCAGCAGGACCCAGCACCCUGGCGGAAAAGAAAGCAGGAUAGAUUCCAACAUUCCGAAAGGGAUGGUCUGCAAACCCUAUACCUGCUCCCACGGAGCCAGUCAGCUAACAGCUUCCUUAUUUGUCUCAGAAAUAA